Gigantopelta aegis is the source of this 1026-nucleotide messenger RNA. Its product is annotated as inositol-3-phosphate synthase 1-A-like. Gene Ontology annotation, molecular function: inositol-3-phosphate synthase activity. Gene Ontology annotation, biological process: inositol biosynthetic process; phospholipid biosynthetic process. Gene Ontology annotation, cellular component: cytoplasm. The record is from RefSeq and is a predicted model, not a curated record. NCBI's taxonomy places the organism in Eukaryota, Metazoa, Mollusca, Gastropoda, Neomphalida, Peltospiridae.
AUGUCCUCGUGGGGUGGGGAGGCAAACAAUGGAUCAAACUCUAAACAGCCCUCUCUGUUAGCCAACAAACUAAAUAUUUCUUGGGAGAAUAAGGAUGGAGUAAAGCAUUCAAACUAUUAUGGAUCAAUAACUCAAGCAUCAACGACGAGUCUUGGUAUUGGACAAGAUAAAGAUGUGUAUGUUCCUCUUAAAGAUCUCUUGCCUAUGGAUCCAAAUGAUAUUGAAUUUGAUGGAUGGGACAUCUCCUCUGCUAACAUUGCUAAAGCCUGUGAACGAGCUAAGGUCUUAAAUAUCAGUAUUCAGGAUCAGUUACGUCCUCACUUAGAAAAAUUAAAACCUAGGCCAUCAAUAUAUUGUCCUGACUUCAUUGCUGCUAACCAGAGUGAUCGUGCAGACAAUAUACUCACUGGUACUAAGUGGGAAAUGGUUGAACAAAUCAGACGUGAUAUUAGAGACUUCAAGCAAAAGAAACAACUUGAUAAGGUUAUUGUACUCUGGACAGCUAAUACUGAAAGGUUCUGUGAUGUACAUAAAGGUCUUAAUGAUACUGCCAAUAACUUAUUGGACUCCAUUAAACGCAAUGAGGAAGAGAUAUCACCUUCCACAUUAUUUGCUGUUGCUAGCAUCUUAGAGAGGUAAGGAAUUUGUACGUAUAUCAAUGGAUCUCCUCAAAAUACAUUUGUACCUGGUUGUAUUGAGCUGGCUGAAAAACACAAAGUCUUCCUUGGAGGUGAUGACUUUAAGAGUGGACAAACUAAAAUGAAAUCAGUCAUUGUUAAUUUCUUGGUAUCAGCUGGACUGAAGCCUACAUCUAUUGUUAGUUACAAUCACCUUGGUAAUAAUGAUGGUAAAAACUUGUCAGCUCCUCAACAGUUUCGAAGUAAAGAGAUCUCCAAGAGUAAUGUUGUGGACGAUAUGGUACAAUCAAAUGACGUCUUGUAUAAACCACAGGAAAAACCAGAUCACACUGUUGUGAUAAAAUAUGUCCCAUAUGUGGGUGAUUCCAAACGUGCUAUGGAUGAAAUA